Molecule: messenger RNA, 4415 nt
Organism: Archocentrus centrarchus (flier cichlid)
Lineage: Eukaryota; Metazoa; Chordata; Actinopteri; Cichliformes; Cichlidae
Product: natural resistance-associated macrophage protein 2-like
Exons: 17
Coding region: 162-1928 (588 amino acids)
Biological process (GO): manganese ion transport; iron ion transmembrane transport
Cellular component (GO): endosome membrane; plasma membrane; lysosomal membrane
Molecular function (GO): cadmium ion transmembrane transporter activity; iron ion transmembrane transporter activity; manganese ion transmembrane transporter activity
Source: RefSeq, a predicted model, not a curated record
CUCAGGGGGAGGAUGUCCAACCUGCCGGAUAUUCCCGCUCCAUAUAAAUUUCACUGGAAUCAACGAAGGAGCGAGGAGGCAUUUACCGGCUUGGAGUUCAGGAGUUUGCGUGAGUUUCUCCUGAAGCGAAGAUUUCAGUGUUGAGGACACAAAGAACAAACAUGUUCUCCUUCCUGCGCUCAGACAGAAACCCCCCUCCUGAGGAUAUCCACAUUUCUUCCCUACCUCCCAGCAUUCCCACAGAUCCAGAGCCAGAUCAGCAAACUGGAGGACAAGCUGAGGACAUGGUUGAAGAGAAAGUGGUGAUCCAGACCACACACACUCACAGAGCACACGCCACACCCUCAGUCUUCCUCCAGAAUCACAAUAAUGAGCCUGUUUCCAGCACUUACUUUGAUGAGCGGGUCCCCAUCCCCGAGGAGGACAGUGAGAGGUGGAUAAAUCUCCGUAAGCUCUGGGCCUUCACUGGGCCGGGGUUUCUGAUGAGCAUAGCCUACCUGGAUCCAGGUAACAUCGAGUCUGACCUGCAGUCGGGUGCCAAAGCUGGCUUCAAGCUCCUCUGGGUGCUGCUGGGUGCCACCAUCAUCGGCCUGCUGCUGCAGCGGCUGGCGGCUCGGCUGGGCGUGGUCACCGGGAUGCACCUGGCUGAAGUCUGCAACCGCCAGUACCACACUGUGCCGCGCAUCAUCCUGUGGUUGAUGGUGGAGCUGGCGAUCAUCGGCUCAGACAUGCAGGAGGUCAUCGGCUGCGCCAUCGCUUUCAACCUCCUCUCCUCUGGCAGGAUCCCCUUAUGGGGGGGUGUCCUUAUCACCAUCACUGACACGUUUGUCUUCCUCUUCUUGGACAAGUAUGGCCUGAGAAAGCUGGAGGCCUUUUUUGGUUUCCUCAUUUCCAUCAUGGCCAUCACAUUUGGAUAUGAGUAUGUGACAGUGGGUCCGGACCAAGGCCAGCUGCUGAAGGGAAUGUUUGUGCCGUACUGCGAGGGCUGCGGACCCGUCCAGCUGGGUCAGGCCGUCGGCAUCGUGGGUGCCGUCAUAAUGCCUCACAACAUUUACCUCCAUUCCGCUCUGGUCAAGUCUCGAGAAGUGGAUCGGUCAAACAAAAAAGAAGUAAAAGAGGCCAACAAAUACUUCUUCAUUGAGUCAACCAUCGCACUGUUUGUCUCCUUCCUCAUCAAUGUGUUUGUAGUGGCUGUCUUUGCUGAGGCUUUCUAUCAGCGCACAAAUGAAGAGGUGUUCAACAUCUGCAAUCAGACAGGCAGUCCUCAUUCAGACCUGUUCCCUUCGAACAAUGAAACCCUCAAGGUCGACAUCUACAAAGGGGGAGUGGUGCUGGGCUGUUCCUUUGGCCCAGCUGCUCUCUACAUAUGGGCCGUGGGGAUCCUUGCAGCUGGUCAGAGCUCCACCAUGACUGGAACGUACUCCGGCCAGUUUGUCAUGGAGGGUUUCUUAAACUUGCGCUGGUCACGUUUCGCUCGGGUGUUGCUGACCCGCUUGCUUGCCAUCACUCCCACCCUGCUCGUGGCCAUCUUCCAGGACGUGCAGCACCUGACGGGCAUGAACGACUUCCUGAAUGUGCUCCAGAGCAUGCAGCUGCCAUUCGCCCUCAUUCCCAUCCUCACAUUUACCAGUUUGCCAUCUCUCAUGAACGAGUUUGCCAAUGGACUGGCAUUUAAGAUAGGAGGAGGACUGGUGAUCUUGAUUGUGUGCGCCAUCAACACAUACUUUGUCGUUGUCUACGUGAGCACGCUGGGCAGCGUGUGGCUGUACGUGCUGGCGGCAUUCCUCUCCAUAGCAUACCUGGCAUUUGUGGGAUACUUGGUGUGGUUGUGUCUUAUUGCUCUGGGCGUGUCCUGGCUCGAUCCGAGCGCCAGGAGAGGGAACGACACGACCAUCCUGAUCGAGCGGCAGCCAGAGUUUGACUCGUGAUGUUUGCGUCAAAGGCUGAAUCUCAGCAGCUUACAGUAUCUUCUGACACGCAACAGAGAUAAGGAGAAACUUCCCCAAAUGCAGGAAGUCACUGGCAAAAAAAAAAAAAAGUGGUCAGGAAGAGCAACUGAGGAAGGAUCCAGGAUGUUGUGCACAGAAAAGAGUGCAGAUUUACAACGAGAACAACUGAGAUGACAAAAUUAGACUUUAAGCAUCUGAAGAAAAUGAUUUUAGUGGAGAGGGGGAACAAAGAAAUAUAAGACAUUAAUAAAGACAAAGAAACAAUAAAAUAAAGCAGCAAAAUCGGCUGAAAUUGCAUUAACCUAAUUAAACAGGAGAAUAAUGUGCAAAUUAUAAAUAAAUGGACCCAAAUUUUGUUUCAUAAAAGGCAUUGGAAGUGUGCAAAAAGACAAAAGUUCAUUUACAGAAAUCUGAGGGGUACAGUAAACAAAUGGUUCGAAAGUGACUGGAGGAUCAGAGGUGAAAUAUCCCAACAACGUGUGUUUUACAAGCCAGCAGUAGUAUUUUGAAAGAGGCCUCAGAGGGUUUUAAAGGGUCUUUUUUUUUUUUUUUUUUAGGUAACUUGAUUCAAAUUGCAGUUUCUCUUUCAGCCACAGGGAGGUGUGGCAGGCUGCAGGAGAGACUUCUCAUUUACAGUAAACAUUUCACCACCACAGCUUACAGCAUAACGCAUUAAAGGACGUGCAGCCUUAACAUCAUGCAUGUGCGCUGCCACCAGAGCGGCAUUAUUGUGUGAAACAAACCAAAGGUUGAGUGCUGAGACUCGCUGCUGCCUGGCAUGCCUGCGGUGGUAUGUCAGAAGAGUUGCAACUAUUGUGCAACUGCAACGCUGCCUGUUUCAGUGUUUGAAUUCCAGUGCUGAAGUGCUUGGGGUUUGCAAGCUGAGGAGAGGCGGAUGGACAGGUUUUUCUUUGCAUUGUGGUGGAGAACUUUUUUUUUUUUUUUCCCUCUCUCUCUCUCGCUCUCCCUGUCAUGGAGGCAGACUUAUGUAAGAGGGGAGAGUCUUCCCACCGCCCCUCUCUGUUUUUGUUUUUCUCAAUGAGCCAAUGUCUCCCUGCCUAGGCCUCACAGCCUGUCCAGUAGGCCCCUUUCCUGGAAACAUAGCCUAGCAGAGGCCACUCAGGGGCAGGCCUGUGAGGUGGGAGGGGAAGCGGGGGGGGGCUCUUCCAGCAAAUCACAUGAUUGUAGACCCUACAGUCCCAGCUCUCUACAUGAGGCUCAGAUGCUGCAAGCACAUUUCAGCAGCCAGUGUGUCAGCAGCAUGAUUGGAUGUGGCUCUAAUGCAUGGCAGAGUGCAUGAGGCUGCAAGCAGAAGCUGUGGAUCCUCAGGUGUGACAUUUAGAAGUAGAACCACAACACUUGAUGGACAGAGUGUGCGUGCGUGCGUGUGUGUGCGUUCUUAAAGACAGUUAUGUGAUUACUGUUUUUUUAUGUUGUUGGCCUUAAUGUCAAAAUAUAACUGUGUAUUUUUUAUUUUAAUACUUGAUUAUGGCAUUGUCAUGAUAACCAUGAGAUUUGAAAUGUAAUACUGAUAUAUUGUUGAUCAUGCACAUGUGAUAAUAUCAUGAAUAGUUGUGUAAUUGUUCUUUUUGUGUCCUUUUUGCACAUUCAUGGUUACAGACUCAUGAAAUCUGUGCACUUAUUUUGAGUUGACUUCAGUUGCUAAAACAACAAACCAUAAACAAAGUUAUUAGCAUCAUAACUGUUUUUAUAGUUAUUUUUUUUCUACAGAUAUUUCACAAACUUUGAUUCAGUUUUGACCAUAACAAUCUGAUGUUGUGACAGCCCUAUUUGAUGGAAUAUUCAGUGAUAUGUUUCAUCUUAUUUUAAACUGAAGUAUUAAGCUUCUUUACUGUGUUUCUGUUCUCUAUAUUUACAGCCAUGUACCUGUCAGAGCAGCGGCUCUCAGGGUGGGGUCCGGGUUCAUAGCCAAGGAUCAGUCUUUGCCUUCACAGUAGAUCCAUCUGUGGUUUUAACAAAAAUUAUUAAGUUCUAAGUAAAGAAAAGGUCAAACGUGACAGUUUCAUCAGUUUAUCUUGACCAUUUUAGCCUUUUGGCCAACAUCGGAACAUAGAUGAUGUUACUAAAAUAAUAAUUUGCUAUGAAUUAGAUAAUUGUGUCCCUAUAUAUAACAAAGUCCACAAAGAUGUGGGCGAUUUCUGACAUCCGAACAAAUAUAUUGUGCCCUUUACUCCCAGCCAUGUUAAAUCUGAGCCAGCAGAAGCUCUGAUAUGUUGUGACACAUUACACCACGUGUCUGACGUAUGUAGCCUAAAAAUAGUUCCCGUGUAAUAAUUUAAAUACUAGGAGGAUUAUAAUGAUGUCCUUGGAAACUUUUCUGUCCUGUAAGUGGCCUCGGGCCCCCCAAAAUUUGAGAAGCGCUGCGGAGAUUAAAAAGUUGCUGACAGAUUUUUUUUUUUUUUGCAAAAUCUUGUGAAUACCUUCAUUAGAGCAGAAAGCACCAUA